AUGCCUAUUGGGCCGACGGAAGAUGGCACGACGGUUGGUGCUUCGAUUACACCGGCAUCGCCGCUCCGCCAGGUCUCUCUUGAAGGAUGUCUUCAACAGGUAUGGUCUGACGGUGAUGAUGGCGGUGAGCUAAAACUGUUGUGGCCAACAUUAGGGUUGCGUCCCCGGAGGCCAACAGUCACCGGGAGCGCUGAAGAAGAAGAUUCAGGUGUUGCUUGGUUUCAUGUUGGGAUUCGCAGCAGCGAGCUCACCGGAAACAUUGUGCUUGAGGUUGCCGGUGCUAAGCAAGUUAGGCGAUUGGAGGUGGUCCACUUGUGGUUCAUCGGGAGGAGUCACACGGGAUGGUGA
Lactuca virosa is the source of this 348-nucleotide messenger RNA. NCBI's taxonomy places the organism in Eukaryota, Viridiplantae, Streptophyta, Magnoliopsida, Asterales, Asteraceae. The record is from the annotation of a GenBank genome assembly.